AUGAAGAUGUCUAACGCUGACAUGGUCUUGAACGCCACCGAUCGGGUAGUGAAAUCUGUGCCCUUCCCCCUUAGUCACCGUCUCACCAUGAAGGAGGUGUUUGACUGUGAGGGCAAGCCACGGGUGGACCUCCUCAAAGCUCACCUCACCAAAGAGGGCAGGGUGGAGGAGGCUGUCGCUCUGCGUAUCAUCAACGAGGGCGCCGCAAUCUUACGCCAGGAGAAAACCAUGCUGGAUAUUGAGGCACCUGUCACAGUGUGUGGUGACAUCCAUGGGCAGUUCUUUGACCUAAUGAAGCUGUUUGAAGUGGGUGGGUCACCAGCCACAACGCGAUACCUUUUCCUUGGCGACUACGUAGACAGAGGCUACUUCAGUAUCGAGUGUGUUUUGUACCUCUGGUCUCUGAAAAUCCUCUACCCAAAGACGCUAUUUUUACUGCGAGGAAACCACGAAUGUAGACAUUUGACAGAAUAUUUCACCUUCAAACAAGAAUGUAAAAUCAAGUAUUCAGAGCAGAUAUAUGAUGCGUGUAUGGAUGCAUUUGACUGCCUUCCCCUGGCUGCCAUCAUGAACCAGCAGUUUCUCUGUGUUCAUGGUGGCCUCUCCCCUGAAAUACACACUUUAGAUGACAUAAAAAAGUUGGAUCGAUUCAAGGAGCCACCAGCGUUUGGGCCCAUGUGUGACUUGCUGUGGUCAGACCCGCUGGAGGACUUCGGCAAUGAAAAGACCCAGGAGUACUUCAGCCACAACACAGUCCGGGGCUGCUCUUACUUCUACAGUUAUCCAGCUGUGUGUGAGUUCCUACAGAAUAAUAACUUGCUAUCAGUCAUCCGAGCACAUGAGGCACAAGAUGCAGGAUAUCGGAUGUACAGGAAAAGCCAGACCACUGGCUUCCCCUCACUCAUCACCAUCUUCUCUGCCCCAAACUACCUUGAUGUUUACAAUAACAAAGCGGCCGUUUUGAAGUAUGAGAACAAUGUGAUGAACAUCCGACAGUUCAACUGUUCCCCCCACCCAUACUGGCUGCCCAACUUCAUGGAUGUUUUCACCUGGUCUUUACCUUUUGUUGGGGAGAAAGUCACAGAGAUGCUGGUGAACGUGUUGAGUAUCUGCUCAGAUGAUGAACUUAUGAAUGACGGAGACGAGAUCUUCGACGCAAACGCAGCAGCAGCCCGGAAAGAGGUGAUCAGAAACAAGAUCCGUGCCAUAGGAAAGAUGGCCAAGAUGUUCUCUGUGCUUAGGGAGGAGAGUGAGAACGUACUCACUCUGAAGGGCCUGACCCCAACUGGGAUGCUACCCAGUGGAGUGCUGUCCGGAGGCAAACAGACAUUGCAGAGUGCCACCAUUGAGGCCAUUGAAGCUAUCGAGACAGAAGCACACGAUGGAGAAGCCAUCCGUGGCUUCUCUCCUCAGCACAAGAUCAGCAGCUUUGAGGAGGCAAAGGGCCUAGACCGCAUCAACGAGCGUAUGCCGCCUCGUAAAGAUGGCGUCAACCACGUGGGUCACUCCAUGGGCAAGAUGACCAUGUCUGAGGCAAAUGGCACAGAUGACAACAGUAACAUCCAGUGA
This is a messenger RNA of Chanos chanos (milkfish), 1569 nucleotides long. RefSeq names its product protein phosphatase 3, catalytic subunit, alpha isozyme (gene ppp3ca). Gene Ontology annotation, molecular function: calmodulin-dependent protein phosphatase activity. The transcript has 14 exons. Lineage: Eukaryota; Metazoa; Chordata; Actinopteri; Gonorynchiformes; Chanidae. The record is from RefSeq and is a predicted model, not a curated record. The coding region runs from base 1 to 1569 and encodes 522 amino acids. Gene Ontology annotation, biological process: calcineurin-mediated signaling.